Molecule: messenger RNA, 12325 nt
Organism: Cherax quadricarinatus
Lineage: Eukaryota; Metazoa; Arthropoda; Malacostraca; Decapoda; Parastacidae
Biological process (GO): intracellular signal transduction; phosphatidylinositol phosphate biosynthetic process
Cellular component (GO): phosphatidylinositol 3-kinase complex
Molecular function (GO): 1-phosphatidylinositol-3-kinase regulator activity
Source: RefSeq, a predicted model, not a curated record
CAUUGAACAUGUGUUUUUCUUUUUGCAGGAAACUGGAAGACAGACAAACAUGUCCAUCACAAGUUACAGAGAAUGGCAGGAGGAUUAUCUUCAACUUUGCAUAUGCCAACACCUCAAAGAUGGUCAUUGUGAAUAUUCUCAUUCUACUUCGUUGGUAUAAUGCUUCCCACAUCAUAGGUAUGGCAAAUCUUAAGCUCAGUGAAAGAGAGGGUGGUGCCAGUGUAUAGGACUUAGAGUAUUUUGUGGCUGCAUAACAGAAAAUAAAAAGUGUUUCAGCUUGUGUGGUAAAAGGUGUAAAGUAGCCUUAUAUUGAAGCAGAAUCCAGAUCUGUGACCGAGAACUAGUGUGGAAAUGAAGUGGUGAGGGUGGCAGGUGAGAGGAGCAGGCAUGAGGUCAGGUGUGCCCUGACCCGUGCCUCCAGAGCCGUGCCCCCCGAGCCAGCCAUGGGCCAGGGGCCAGCUACCAUCACCACCAGCAUCAGGUUCACCAGCAGCAAGUGUCGCACUGGGCCAUGGAUUCUUCUGAUCUCACACACAGCCCCCAUCAGGUGCGCCAGCGUGUUCAGUACCAACAGCAACAACGAGAAAUGCGAGAACUCCAGCUAGACAGGGAACACCAGGAGAGGCAUCAGCAGCCACAGGAAGUAGCCAGCCUCACUGGUGGCUGUUGUGGUUCUGGCUCAUCGUGCAGCUGUGGUGGGGGUUUGUCAUCAACAGCUGCCAUUUAUGGUACAGCAUCUGCCCCUGAUCCCACUUCUCAUACAGUAGUGGUGACUCCUCCUCGCAGCCUCCCCCACCACCACCACCACUACCACCAGCAGAGACCAGACUCUCCCAUCACCACCAGUGCCACUGCCACAAGUAGUGGUAGAUGUAGUGGCACAAGUGGAACUUGUAGUAACAGUAGUGGGUGUGGUCACUGGUGCUCAUCAUGCAGGGUGCGUGUCCAGCUGGAAGUGGAGUGUGUGGGAGGGAUGGAGGCUCGGCCCUCUCCUUCACGUGGAGGUCGACUACGUACCUUAGCCUUCCCGAAGAGGCAUCGUCACAAGACAAAAACACCAACCAGGGAUAUCCCACCACAGCCCAAGAAGAAGAAGACUCCCUGGACAUUCAGAUUAAACUGCAGGCUACGACCCUCAAAGUCUGAGCCAGAACCAGAGACAACCUCCACUGUAGGCUGUGGUGCGUGCAUGUGUCCAAGCUUAAGGAGGCCAGAACCUGAUCUCCAUGCUCAUCACCACCACCACCACUCCCUGCAUGGACACCCUACCAGUCAAGAUGUGCCCACAGUCUCCAGUGUAGGAGUAAGCAUGGCAGCAAGUCCUGGCGGUGCUGUAGCUCUGAGGGCUCCUGUCAUUGAUCUAUCUAGGUUUAACCCAGAAGCUUAUCCAAUUGAAGACUGGGAGGAACAUGCACGGCAGGAGAGAGCACGGGAGAUGGCAGAAGGUGUGGAACCACCUCCAGGAUUUGCUUCAGGGUCCCUCAGCCUUCCUCAGACACAUCACAGCUUCACACCUGCACAUCAUGCUCUCACACAUCUGCAGUUGCAACAUCAGCACCAACUGCAGCUACAGCAAGCAGGUGCAGCAGUGACCUCUCUACCUUUAGCCUAUAAUUCCAUGCUUGACCUGCAGUUACUUUUGGAGCGGUCUCUUCGUUUGGGUCUGGCAGGGCCACGUUCUGUUGCUACCUCACUCACAGAGGAAACAUUCUUGCAACAAGUUGGUCGUCUUGCUGGGGAUGGCUCACUCUUGCAACGUACUGUACAUACACAAGUGGAUUACAUUCAUUGUCUUGUACCUGAUCUUCUCAGUAUAACUAAUUGUGUAUUCUAUUGGGGCAAGAUGGAUCGGUAUGAAGCAGAGCGUCUCCUUGACAACCGUCCGGAGGGAACUUUCCUUCUCCGGGACUCUGCACAAGAAGAAUACCUCUUUUCUGUUUCUUUCAGGAGAUAUGGCCGAUCCCUCCAUGCAAGAAUUGAACAGUGGAACCAUAAGUUUAGCUUUGAUUCACACGAUCCUGGUGUGUUUGCUUCUGAUACUGUAUGUGGCUUGAUAGAGCAUUACAAGGACCCAUCUUGCUGCAUGUUUUUUGAACCCAUGCUAACUAAUCCACUUGCUCGUACGUUCCCAUUCCCAUUACAGCACUUGUGUCGUGCUGUUAUUUGCUCCACCACCACUUACGACGGCAUCAAUAACCUCCGUUUACCCAAGCCACUGAACAACUACCUCAAAGAGUAUCACUACAAGCAGCGGGUUAGAGUGCGGCGCCUCGACCACUAGUGACACAUUGUGAACUGAUUUGAGAGUGCUGCUAAAUGUGCAAGAUACUGUGGGCUAUAGUGGUGCAUACUAGUUGAAUCCCACACAACACUGAAUGGGGCACAAACCACUUCAAACUACUAAACCAUGAAAGCCACAACUGGCUAUGUUCAUACAAAUGUAAGAUAAUAAGUGCUGGUGUGGUCACAAGUUUCUGAUUAAUUAUGGGGCAGCCAGUGAGGCUGUCUGGGGAUUAACUUCCAGGGAGGUGGGGUUGUGCCCUCAGUUAAUGAUUUACAUAUUCUCUUCCUAUGUGGGUCAUUGCUCAUCUUCAUAUGGUAGUAGCCAUUUAGUAAUUCAGGCAUCGGGCUUCUUCCCAGCUGUGGCGGUGCUGGGGAACACCCCCCUCCCAUUUCUAGCCCCCAUUCUCCGACCUUCCCUACACACACCCAGUGUUUCCAGAACAUCAUUAUACUGUUAGUAAAUAAGUGUGUUUAUAUUCAACUGCCCAUGGAAUGCCUAGAUACGCUUAAAACUUCGUACUAUGUAUACACACUCAUAGCCCUUCCCUUCCCCUUUUAGAGAGUGAAUGUGAGUUUUAUGGAGGUAAGUGCUUGAGAGAGAGAGAGAGGAGAGAAGAGAGAGCACAGUGUUGGUUGAUGAUCAAUGGUGCUAGCUAGCACCUUGGCUUGACAAGUUUCUGCCUUCAAAAUUACCAUUAUUUCAGUCUGUCUUCUGUGAGUUAUUGCUUGUUGGCAAUUGAUGGAAAAAAUACUGAGUAUGGUAUUGUACAGUAUUGCAUUGUUUGUGGCAUAAAAUGAACUUUAGGUCUUUGUAAAGAAUUUUGAAUCUAGAGAAGAAUGUAGAUUGUGACCAGAUUUUGGGAGUAUCUUACAGAGAGAGAUUUAGAAGUUAAUAAAAAAAAAUUGCUGGAUCGUAUAAAUUGUAAGAAAUUUGACACACUGCCUAACUGUAAAAAGCUUGGAAAAUGUAUUUGAGAAAUUAUGAAAAAAAAGCUAUUUCCUAUGUAUAUUAGACCAAAAUUUAUGUAUGCAGCUGCUGUAUAAUGUCCACAGGUGGAUCAGAUAUAAAGUCAUUAAAAACUAUAAAUUGUAUCCCAGAGCUAAAGAAAAAUUAAUGGACGGUUAAAACACUGACAGUGGCUGAUAACAGGAAAAGAAGAGAUACAACAACAAAAACAACGUAUUAAGUUAUAUAAGGUUUUGAAAGAAUAGAGAAUGAAGGUUAAGAAAGUGAAGCUAGAGAGACUGGGAAAUUUCUUUACAAAUAGAGCGUUAUAAAAGUAAAUGUUGUGGCAAUACUGAUAAUAUGGGGAAAAGACACUUUGUGCACUGUACGGUUCAGUACAUUUAUUAAAGACAACGUUUCACAAGUGGCUUCUUCAAUCCUAAUACUGAGACAAGUAUUUAUAGUGGCAAGAGUCAGGUGCCAACCUGUGAGAGGGUGGUGGUAGUAGUACAGCUGUGGUGAGAUGGGUUGGGCUUGAGAAGCCCUUAUUAGCAUCACCUUACAGCAGUCUUUGAAAUGGGCAAUAUCCUGUUGAUCAGCAGUUUGGAUAUGGUGUAAUUGUAACUUGCAUCAGCAGUCUGGCAAUUACACCAUAUCCAAACUGACUCAUUUCCUGGCAAUUUUGCUGUUAGGUCUUCUGUUCUAUUGCCUGAGCACAAUAAACUGUGCUCGUUCAUCUAUCAGAACUAUAUACCAUAUAAACACCCAAAAAUCUGCAAUUUUUGCUAAUUUUACACAUUCAAGCAGUCCAAAAUUAAAGCCACUAAAGCAAGUUAUCCUCAGUUCACAUCCCCAGGCCUCUUUUAUGCAACAUUUGCCCUCUAGUUUGAAUACAUCGUCACAACAAUUUCACCCCCAUUUUUCAGCAAAUAAAUCUAUAUAAAAAUUAUCAUGGUUUAGGCUAUGCAAAUAAUUGAAACAGACCUAAUAAAGAUCCAUAAAACAGACAAGGUGGGCCAUACUCUUAAAUAAAAUUUCCAGGAAUCUAAUAUUUCAGCCUCUUCAAUGCCUAUUUCAGACCACUUCUGGUCUGAAAUUAACCAAAAUCAUCUCUAUUUUACUGGUAUUCUUUCUGAUAUAUUAAUUGACAUAAAGAAAUGGCCAGUAGAACUAUUAAAACCACCUAGAAAAUGCCUCAAGUUACUAUUUUAACCCAAAUACAAGGUCAGAGAUUAUUUGUACCUAUCAUGCACUGCAUGGGGCAGUAUCUAUAUUUAUAAUGUGUACACCCACUGCACUGACCAAUUUAUAUCUCAUUCUAGGCCAAACUGUACCAAUCACAGCAUAUUUAAAGGUUCUGUGAUUAGGACAUGGAUCUCCUUAGGCGACACUGUCCUCUUGUCAUAGAUCUAUGUGAAGAACAGCGACAAGGUUCAAAGGAAAACACACACAUGCGCUUGCUUGCUUGCACAUACAUGUCCACAAUGCCUGUGCACAAAACAGACAAAAUGUGCACUAACAUGUACACAAAACACAUCAUGCAUGGUGUACACAAAAAAAAUUUGCAUUAUACACACACAACACAACCCUUAAAAAAAAAAAAAAAAAAAGUCCAGAAAGUGGUACUGAUGACUGGAAGGGCACCUGAAAUAUUGGUAUUGGGCAAAGUCGAGUAUUAACAGGAUUGUCUGUUAUUGUCUUUCACAGUAAAACAAUCUUUUCUGUAUCUACCACAAUUGCCAUUACUAGCCCCUAGCUGUCCCUCAUUAGUUCAUUAUAUUUUUAAGAGUGAGACUGAAGUUGCUAAUAUUUUCUGCCACACAGGAUCAUUCAAGGUGCAAUACAAACCUUUCAAACUUAUUAAAGCCAAAUUAGCAAAAUGUGUGCUAAAUAAUGUAGGACAGGCUACAGAAAUUGAAAUCGUAAAUAAUACCACAAUUGUAGUGAUAAUUUUUAUUGCAUCAGCACAUUAAAGAAGCAGCUAGUGUGAGAGAAGGUAAGACACUAAUGUUUUAAGACAGAUCUACCAGUGUUCACAAACAAGGUGCUUAAAGUCCAACAUUUGAACAAAUGUACAACAAAGAUCAGAGAUCACUGGGCAGUUUAUUUAUUUGCUGGGAGCAAAUAAAUAAACUGCAGAUUCACUUUUGGGUAUGAACACCUUUAACAUUUCUUUACUAAGGAAGCUUUAUUAUAAUAUUGACCAUCUGAGGAGUUGGCAUUAAUUUCUGUAGAGUUUUACAAAAUAUUUUACUCAGCUAACAAUUUUUUUAUAUAGAAAUAUAACCUAAACAGAAAAGUAUAAUUUAAGGAAUUUUAAGCCUUGCCCUUAUUUAACCAUUCUCAUUUUUUCUUUAAUUGUGCAAAGCUCAGAAGAGAUGCUCAGAUGAUCAAAUCAAAGUCUAGUAAAUGUUGAUUUCCCAAAAACUGUGGUGACACAUUUUUCCUUCAGUGCUAUUCCAGGAAUCCAGUUUAAAUGUUCUCUUGUAAUUUUACCAAACAAGUCAGUCUAUAAGUAUGUAUUACCAUAAAAAAAAAUAUUUAAACCUGUGUUAAAUGUGCCCUGUUAUUUACAAGAAAUAAUUUUCUGUGUGUACUCUGUAACACGGGUAUAAUGGAUUUGUUAUUAAACCAUACCAUAGACGGGGCUUGAACCUGCAGUAGAGAGUCGUAUAACCCCAGACCGACGUGUUAGCCACUGGGCCAGCUGGCCCAGUGGCUAACACAACGAUCAGGAGUUUUAAGACUCUACUGCGGGUUCAAGUUCCAUCCAUGGUAUGAUUUGUUUGCAAUCGUGUCAAUACAAUUUUAUAAGUCAUUUGAUAUUCAUGUGAAAAUAUUAAUUUUUGUGAACAUGCAGUAAACCCUCUCAUAACAUACGGAACUGUGAUCACUAAUAAGUCACUGUAACUAGUGUUCCUGGUCAACAUGGAGGGCAUUCCGGGGAUCAACGCCCCCACGGCCCGGUCCAUGACCGGGCCUCCUGGUGAGCACAGUCUCCACUGUAAUUUUCCAGUGUGGAAUACAUACGUGUCAAUCAGCAACCCAUGAAAAUUAAUGUGUGAAGUGUAGAACUUAGGGAGAUGAUAAUGUUGUGGCAGACAAUUAAGUUUUUACAAGCAACUUUUUUUUUUAAUACAACCUUUCUUCACUUAACGACGAAGUUCCAUUCCUAAGUCCACAUCGGUAAACAAAUUUGUCGCUAAGUGAGGAGCACAUAAUAAUGGUAGUGGGUGUGUGUCGGCCAUCCUUGAUAUUGUUUUAAUGCCAGCUUUGCACCGUUUAUAACAUUUCUGGUAUAUUUUUAAAUGUUUAUACAGUAGUGUACUGUAUAGAGAGGAAUACCAGAGGAAAUCAGCUCCAAUAUACAUUAUUUAGGUAUGCAUACUGGUCAGAGAGCCCAUCGUAAGUCCGAGUCAUUGGUAAUUUGUUCCAGAAGGCUGUUAAAGUGCCAUUACCGAACGAAUUUGUUCCCAUAAGGAAUAGUGUAAAUUAGAUUAGUCUGUUUCAGACGACAAAAGCACUUACAUUAAUUAAUACACUUACAUAAUUGUUCGAGUUGGGAGCUGUACGAAACUCAGGGUACCACUGUACGUCACUAAGUGAGGAGAGGCUGUAUUCUAGUAAGUAAAAUUUUUUACAGAAUACAUAUCUUGUUAAGACACAUGCAACAGUUAGGUAAGUUUAUUUCAAAACGUUUUGCCUAUACAGUAGGCUUCUUCAGUCAAGUACAGAGAACCCAAUAAAAGUAGUAGAGAUGUACAUUCGAUGUAAUCAGUCCGUCACCCUCAAAGAUGUAGCUUUGAGGUGUUCAGUCCCUCUUAUUUGCAGAAUAUCUUACCAUAUGGAAUGUUAAUCAUUACUUGAAACCUUUGAAGAGUGUGGGAAGGGUUUACUAUCCGACUCUCACUGUGCAUGUUAACAUUUUCCUCGCCAAACUGUAUGAAGCAUGUAGGACCUUAACACAUCUAUACUAAGCAAAUGUAUACCAAAGUUUAAUGCAUUUGAUAAAGUCAAAGCAAAUAAAAGUAUACAAAAAUAUGGGAGGCAACAUUAGCCGAGCCCCUCAACAUGUCAGCAUUAUAAAAUUAAUGGCCACAUUUCCUAGCUAAAUUGUGCCAGACAUACAAGAAUUUACCACAUUUAUACCAGAGAUAUACACCUACUAAAGAAGAAUGCAUUUGAAAAAGUAAUAAAGUUAAUAAAGUACAGUGGACCCCCGACUCAGGAUAUUAAUCCAUUCCAGAGAGCACAUCGUAAGACAAAAUUAUCAUAAGCCGAUUUAAUUUUCCCCAUAAGAAAUAAUGGAAAUCAAAUUAAUCCAUUCAAGACACCCAGAAGUAUGAAAAAAAAAAUUUUACCACAUGAAAUAUACAUUUUCCUACACACAGAAAGAUACAUGCACAAUAUAUAUUGUGCAUGUACUAGUGUACUAAGUGAAGAAUAAAUGACACUUACCUUUAUUGAAGAUGUAGUGAUGAGACAGUGUGUCCUGGGAGUGCCUUUUCCUCCUGAGUAAUGUAGGUCCUGUUUGGCAUUUUCUUCCAGAACAAACCUUAUCACACUGUAUGCCACUAUGAUUCUUAAAUCUCUCAAACCAACCUUUGCUGGCCUUAAAUUCACCAAUAUGAGCACUAGUUCCAGGCAUUUUUUCCUGUUCACCUGGGUGUUAGUCAACUGGUGUGGGUCGCAUCCUGGGGGACAAGAUUAAGGACCCCAAUGGAAAUAAGUUACAGUCCUCGAUGACACACUGACUUUCUUGGGUUAUCCUGGGUGGCUAACCAUCUGGGGUUAUUUGUUUCUCGGUAUUCUCAUAAGCCCGUGGUGGCUUAUUUAGCAGUUACAAGCACUAAAAACGCUGGAAAAAUACAAAAUUUAUCGAAUGUAUGCAUUCAACCGUCCUCUCUGGCUUGUAAACAAUGUCACACUAGCUCAGCUGAGGCGUUCAGGCCAGACGGACCAGAUGGCUGUGUUCGGGACGAAUGAUGUAAGUCAAGUUUUUCAAUGUAGGUCGGGGUCAAAUUUUUAUGCUGACAAGCAUCGUAAGUCGGUUUUAUCGUAGGUUGAGGCCAUCGUAAGUCAGGGGUCCACUGUAAUGCUAUAGCCUAUGCUUAAAAUGUUGAAUGCUGUGUCCAAAGGUGAGGAGAGAUCUGACACAACCUCUGCCUCUGACUCUCAGCAAUACUGUGAGGCUGUGGAUUUCUAUAACACUCUAGUACAUAUUUGAGUUGACCAAAUAACUUUGUUUUGUACGCUCUAUGAAUAAGGGGCCUAUAGCAAAGAGAAAGUCGUUAGUUGACUGCAGGACAGUCUUUGGCUCAAGUGAAGCCAGAGUCAGCAAGGAAGUAGCAAGCUUCCACCACUUUUCCCAAAAUAUUACUGCCUCUUUUACAUUCAUAAUAUAACACUAUAUCCUGGGCAUCAGCUGACAGGAGACUUGCUCCUAAAUCUUCCUUAUUUUAUUAGCCGAACACUAUUUUGCUUCAUCUAGCAAGGUGUUUGGGAUCUCUAGAAUAUGCAUUGUUUAACCAGUCAGCUGGUUAAACAACACGUGCCUCAAAUGACAUGUAUACUGUACCUCCACUACUAUUUUUUUUUAUUUAAUUUUUGGAGAAUAUGUACAGUGUGGUUUAGCUCCUUAUGCAAUUUUGGAAUCACUUUUUCAGUUGCAUUUACACAAUCAUACAGUGUCAUACCACCUUAAAAGAGGGUUUACUGUAAUGUAGAAAAGCCUUUAAUGUGAUCCCUGUGAGAGCUGUCAGUUUUGUCUUCAGUGUAUUGGAAUUUUAAGAUUUUAUCACCAUUGGUCUGUGCUGUCGAUUGCUUUGCCUUUGAUAACACACACUGAAUUAUAUUUUAUCUUUAAGAAAAAGAAUGAUGCCUCCUGCACUCGUUAAUGAAUGUUUUAGUGCUACUUUAUAUCCUGUGUUCAUAUUUGCCUCAUAUUGCUAAGAGUAAGUGUUCAAAUUUCUCAGCAUCCUUCCUGUGCUGAAAACCACUAGUUUUCAAAGGCAUGUCUAUGAGUACACUGAGAGCACAUUGUCAGGGACCCAAGACUGUUCAACUGCCUCCCAGCAUAUGUAAGGGGGAUUAAUAAUAAACCCCUAGCUGUCUUCAAGAAAGCACUGGGCAGGCACCUAAAGCCAGUACCCGACCAGCCGGGCUGUGGUUCGUACAUCAGUUGGCAGCCAGCAGUAACAGCCUGGUUGAUCAGACCCUGAUCCACCACAAGGCCUGCUCUCAGACCGAGCCACAGGGGCAUUGACCCCCGAAACCCCUUCCAGGUAUACUUGAGCCAACAAUUUUGUCUGAGACAGAGCAAAUGCAGGCAGGACUUGCUUAUACAGCAGGUUAGGUUAUAGGCUACUGAGGUAAAGUGAAUCAUAGCUUUUUUAUUUUCCACUUUCAAAUGCAUAUAAAAGCCUGAUAACAUUUUUACAAUAUCAUAUAUUAACUCUGACUGUUUUGGUCGUAUAUAUGCGUCUUACGAGCCACCGUUUUGGACGUAUAUAUACUCAUAAAUUCUAGCGGCUUCAAAUCAAGCAGGAUAAAGCUGGUAGGCCCACUUGAGAGAAUGGGUCUGUGUGGUCAGUGUGCACCAUAUAAAAAAAAUCCUGCAGCACGCAGUGCAUAAUGACAAAAAAAACUCCGACCGUUUUUUUUUUUUUUUUUUUUUAAUUAAAAUGCCGACUUUGUGGUCUAUUUUCGUAUAGUAUUUAUGGCUGUAUUCUAAUUUUCUUGGUCUCAUUUGAUAGAAUGGAAAACAUUAUAGAAAUAGAGGUGAUUUUGAUUGGUUUUACUAUGAAAAGAACCUUGAAAUGGAGCUCAAAUUAGGGAAAAUGUUUGAUUUUUGCCCAUGUUCAAAAGUAAACAAAUGAUGUCAUUUUCCAAUAAAUGUCCAACUAGCCAUUCUAAUAUGCAGUCAUAAAUGGUUUGACAUUAUUUAUACAAUUAUUACAAUAUUGCAGUAGUCUGCAUAACAGUAAAUCUUCUGUUUUUUGUUUGAAUAAAAAUUCAAAAUAGAAAGCAAGAGUAAUAUCAGAGGGGCCUGGAGAUAUGACUGAUGAACAAAGAAAAUGUUAUUUUAGAGCCAGGAAUGUCUGCAUUGUUCAUUCUGGGCCCUAUUUCGAAACUCAUAUUUUUUAAUUUUUGUGAAAUUGGCCAAAUUGCAAAUUUCUGACCACAUUAUUGGGUAGUUGAAAUUGGUAAAUGGGCGGUUUCUUGUACUCGGCCGAUAGAAAAAAUGGAGUUCUAAAGAAAUAGCUAUGAGUUUGGUCAACUGGAACAAUGGAAUUAGUUGAAAAUAGGGCUCAAAGUGGGCAAAAUCGCCGAUUCGUAAAUAUCUCCUAGGUCGCUAACUUCAUGAGAGCGUAAUUCCGUCGGUUUUCCAUCAAAUUUUGUUCUUUUCGUGUCAUUACAAUCGGCAAAAGGUUCUCUAUCGUUUCAUAAAAAAAAUUUCGACACCAGGAGACACCUCAGGAUUUGGGGUUGCAACAGUCAAGGGGUUAAGUGAGCAAUAGUGCUAGACUAUAAAAAUGCAUAUACAGUACAUUCAAUACCUACGUUAACCCUUUCAGGGUCAACAGGACCUCCCCCAGACUUGUUCUCAGGGUUGCCAAAUAAUAAAAAAAAAAAUUAUUUUUCUUAUGAAAAAAUAGAGAAUCUUAUCCCGAUCAUAAUGACACCAAAAGUAUGAAAUUUGAUGGAAAACUUACGAAAUUAUGCUCUCGCGAAGUUAGCGGUCUCGACGAUGUUUACGCAUCUGCUAUUUUGCCCACUUUGCGCCUUAUUUUCGACCAAUUCCAGUGUACUAGUCGACAAAAAUCAUAACUAUUUCACUACAGCUCCAUUUUUUCUAUUGAAUGAGUACAAGAAACCACCCAUUUACCGAUUUCAACUAUCCAAUAAAGUGGUCAGAAUUUAGCAAUUUUGCCAAUUUCACACAAAUUUCAAAAGAUGCCAAUUUCCAAAUAGGGUCCAGAAUAAACAAGAAAGACAUUCCUGGCACUAAAAUAACAUUUCCUCUGUUCAUUAGUCACGUCCCCAGGCCCCUCUUACAUUUCUUUUGCUUUCCACUUCGAAUUUUUAUUCUCACAAAAAAUAGAAGAUUUAAUGUUAUGCAGACUACUGUAUUAGUGUAGAAAUGAUAUAAAUAAUAUCAGCGCACUUGUGAAAGAAUAUUACAUUCACCAGUUGAUGUGUAUUGGACACUUGGCAUGAUUUGUUUACUUUUGAACUUAGGCAAAAAUUGAACAUUUCUGCUACUUUGAGCUCAAUUUCAAGGUACUUUUCAUUGUGAAACCAAUCAAAAUUGUCUCAAUUUCUGUAAUAUGUCUUCCAUUCUAUAAAAUAAGACCAGGAAAACUAGAAUACAACCAUAAAUACCAUACAAAAAUACAGUGGACCCCCGCUUAAUUAACGAUCACCUCCCAAUGCGACCAAUUAUGUAAGUGUAUUUAUGUAAGUGAUUUGUACGUGUAUGUUUGGGCUCUGAAAUGGACUAAUCUACUUCACAAUAUUCCUUAUGGGAACAAAUUCUGUCAGUACUGGCACCUGAACAUACUUCUGGAAUGAAAAAAUAUCGUUAACCAGGGGUCCACUGUACAGUGUAAAGUCGCUGUUUUAAACCAAAAACACGGUCGAAGUUUUUUUUUCUCAUUACGCACUGUGUGCUGCUGGAUUUUUUUUAUACUGCACACACUGACCACAUAGACCCAUUCUUUCAUAUGUAGGCCUACCAGCUUUCUCUUGCUAGAUUUGAGGGCGCUAGAAUUUAUGUGUACUAGUACAGGAGGGCCCCACUUAUACGGCAGGUUAGGUUCCAGGCUACCGCCGUAAAGCAGAAACCGCCGUAAAGUGGAACACCCUUUUUUUUCCACUUAUAAAUGCAUACAAACACUAGAUAACAAGUUUACACUAACAUAUAUUAAGUUAGCAAUAGAACCAGGCAUCAAAAAACAAUAAAAAAGUACAAUACACACAUAGUGCACUCAUUACUUACCUUAAAAUAUUUAUAGUCUUAAUCUAGGGUGAGACAAGUAGUAUUUAUUGUAAAAAAAUCGUGUGGUAUGUAUGGUAAUAGCCAGGCUACCUUAC